Molecule: messenger RNA, 252 nt
Organism: Arabis nemorensis
Lineage: Eukaryota; Viridiplantae; Streptophyta; Magnoliopsida; Brassicales; Brassicaceae
Source: the annotation of a GenBank genome assembly
AUGGUGUCGAUGAUGGACAAGAGAAUGGAGUUGUGGUCGAUGGAAAGCACAGAGGAGUUUGCGGCAUUGGCACUGAGGUGUAGCGACGACUCACCGGAGAUGAGGCGGGCGACGACGGAUGUGGUGAAAGAGCUGGAGGUGGUAAUCAUCAUCACCGUUACAAAUCGAUCUCCAAUUACCAAAGUAGAGUUUAUAGCAUGCACUGCAUUUUCUCUCUUUACUCAUGCGAAAACUGGAUUUUUGGAAUGUUAA